AAUACUUUCUUUCCUGGAAACCAAAACCCUAGUUUUUAAAUCUUUUACUUUCUUUUCCCACUUUCUUGGAAAAUCUUGAUUGUUUUCUUUAAUCUGCGUUUCAUUUUUGUUGGGUUCGGUUUCUUUUUAAACUGCUAUGAGUAAAAUCAUGUUAGUGUUGGUCAAUGUACUUGUCGUAUUUACAUAGCAGAGAUUGAUUUAUGAGUAAAUUGACUUCGGCUCUGUUGUGACCUGGGUUGAAAUUUGUGGAUGGGUUAAAAGUGUGGUUAUGCAUUUAGUUGAGCUUUAUAGAUUGAUAGGGAUAGAGGAAGUGUUCACUGCAUAAGUGAUUCAUGUUGUGCUAAUUAUAUCAUUGUUAUAAGGUCGGUAUCAUAAAAAAAGAUGAUCCAGUGCACAAGGCUCCCGGUAAAGAAAUAGAGAACAAAAUGUGCUUCCGAAUUGUAGGUCAUGCAAAAUCAGAGUAUUCUGUAUCACAAACCAUCUUUCAAUUUCAGAAAAAUUGCAGACCGACAAUGUGAUUCAGGAAUGCGCGACAUAGUUCCCAAUUUACUUCCUGACAGAAGUCUCACAAAAUCAGGAGGUUUGAAAGCAAAGAUUCUAUCUAUCACGAAAGUUUCAAGGUUGGAUUGUUUGAAAUUUGGUAACUCAUUCGAAACUGCAGUCAAAGGUGUUGCUAAUGAAAAUCUCGAAGAGUUCUCUGAUGACGAUGAUGAGCUGUGUCCGGUCGAUUGUGUCAGGGAAGUUAGAACCGAUGAGGAGUUCUUGAAAAUUUUGGAGAAGGCCAAGGAAACUCAUGCUUUAGUUGUGAUGGAUUUUUAUCGCACUUCAUGCGGUAGCUGCAAGUACAUAGGGCAAAUCUUUUCAAAAUUGUGCAAGGGUUCUGGUGAUCAAGAUGCUAAAGUAAUCUUCUUGAAACAUAAUGUUAUUGAUGAAUAUGAGGAGCAAUCUGAGGUUGCUGAACGGCUUAGAAUCAAGGCAGUGCCCCUCUUUCACUUCUACAAAGAUGGAGCGUUAUUGGAAGCGUUUCCAACUAGAGAUAAAGACAGGAUUGUUACAGCCAUUCAUAAAUAUGCCGAUCCAGAUUCUCAGUAUGUUUAAGCUGGUCCGAUUAUGAUUCCAAACUUUGCUUUUUGUACAUCUACUGCAUCAUUCUAGUCAUUGAUGGAAGAGAAUGUAAAGUUAUUUGUAACAUGCUGCAUUGUUGUAUCAUAAUACCAAAUAAUCUUUUGUUUGAAAGAAAGAAAUUUAUCAUGUCAUGAACAGUUAAAACUGUCACCAUGUACUUGUGUUCAUUUGUUAAUGUCAAAUGUUUGCUUAUUCUUC
Messenger RNA from Camellia sinensis, 1323 nucleotides. RefSeq names its product Thioredoxin superfamily protein. Gene Ontology annotation, cellular component: chloroplast. NCBI's taxonomy places the organism in Eukaryota, Viridiplantae, Streptophyta, Magnoliopsida, Ericales, Theaceae. The record is from RefSeq and is a predicted model, not a curated record.